Molecule: messenger RNA, 369 nt
Organism: Symbiodinium natans
Lineage: Eukaryota; Dinophyceae; Suessiales; Symbiodiniaceae
Source: the annotation of a GenBank genome assembly
AUGGCGACUCAUGUUGAUUAUUUCAUGACGUCGACGGCUGGGUCAUCGGAUGCUUGGUUUCCGCUCCUACGCCCAUAUCUGAUCGGUGGGUCGAGUUGUCCUGUCGCUUUGCACAUCUACGAUGUGGACAAUUCGUACAGCAAACAGGCGCUUCAAAGCCCUGGGCACGGGCAUCUUCCAUGGAUCUUCGCUACUCGAAAGACCGUUGAGGAAAGUCUCUUCGGGGCUGAGAUGACCUGGCCUUUUUCCGUUCACGUUCUGCCGGAAGCUUCCACGGAUGCUGCAACAUGUGUGUUGGUACAUGCUACAAGCUCUACAUGCCUCACGUAUAGAAGCCACUCGAGCUGUCAGGUUGCGAGUUUGCUUUGA